GAGAGCGCCGGCACUUGCGCAUCGUAACUCGUAGACGACUUUCGGUAGACCGGCGAGAAGCAAGCACGCGACAUAAGGGAUUAAAUUCAGUACGCGGGAAGCAGUCGUGGUGUGUAGAGCUGCUUGAUUUUUCAACCAGGAGUGUGGGCUUAUUGUGUGUUCAACUUUUUUUUUUCGACACCUAACGAGCUUGCGCUCACGCUUGUUGGGACGAGCAUUUGUGUAUACGAGGGUGAGAUUCAUUUCUCAUUGUUAUUGCCGAAAACUUUCGACAGACAAAUCGCCGAGAUGACUACUCUUUUGCAACAGCUCGCAGCCUACCAAUACGAUUCGGAGAAAUUGUUGACUGGUGGCGAGGACAGCAACAGUUCGAGCUUACAGCAGCAGCAACAGUAUCAGGAGCACAUUCGCGACAACAAAUUGCAACAGCAGCAGCAACAGUAUCAAGAGUACAUCCGCGACAACAAAUUACAACAGCACGAGCGCGAACAACACUUGCAUCAGUUGCAGUCCAUCAACAAUUUGCUAUUGGAAAUGCCGCCGCCCUUAUCGCCUAGCUCAUCUUUCGGCGGUUCCAUGGCGUCGCCGACAAAAACUACUGCGACUGGUUUGGAAGAUAUGUCGAUAACCGAACUCUUUGGCCUUGGACUUCCUCGUGGCUCUUUGAUGGGUGAUGGACAGAAGCAGUCGGGACAAUCGAACUGUGACACUAAUGGUGGCAACAGAGAUUACCUCCACCGACGGUCUGAUACCAGUGGAUAUGCACAUUCAUCUAGUGGUUACUAUUUAAACUCGACGUCGCAUAAGCAAUACAGUAGCAUGGAGGCUUUUUAUCAAAGUACAGAAGUGCCAAGCUCGCCAAUCUCUGUCCAUGCACCAACAAGUCCAAGCACACCAGAGAGCGUUUACUCAAAUGCGUAUUCUUACUCCAGUGUAGCAAGUAGCCCUUACACAUCCUCGUCAUCUCCUGAAUCGCCAGGCUACAGCAAACAAUUGAAUCUCUCCCCAGUUCGUCGGUGCUACGGAAGACCCAUUCGAGGCAAUUCUACUCCUUAUAGAAGUCAAAAUGUUUCCAGUGACUGUCCGUCAAGUCCAUCCGUGGAGUUUCCGUCUCACGUUUAUAACUGUAAUGGUACCAGAUCGAAUUCUCCAGCUGACUCAGAUAACAGUGUUAGUAGUUUUGACGGCCACGUUUCUGAGGCAAUGAAUACGAUGACACUUACACACGGCCAACACCGCUGUUACCCUUCAGUUAGUCAAAAUUCGAUGAUGGAUGCAAACAAGUACAUCCAGAAUGGUAGAGGAUCGAUGGACGCCCAGAGAUACACAAAGUACUUGAAUGUCCCGACCCCGAUGCACCAUUUCCAUCACCACGCUCAUGACCACUCUCGCAAUCAGGACUGCAACCAUCAGUAUAGUGGCAAUUGUACAAAUAUGUGCAGCUCAGAAAAGAAUUGCUGUAUGGGCAAUAAGCGCAACGUUAAUUUGAAUACUUUGCCCAAUUCCUUACCACAAACCUUGUCUCUUGACAAAGCUGCUAGAUGUCACAGAAACGCUGCGGCGGGGUCAGAUGCAACUUACACUUGGAGAGGUGACUUACCUCAAAGGACACAAAAACCAGUGGCAUAUUCUUCGAAGGUGUUUUUAGGUGGUGUACCAUGGGAUAUAACUGAGGCCGCUCUGAUUUCUACAUUCAAACAGUUUGGUUCUAUAAAAAUUGAGUGGCCAGGGAAAAAUCAAACUCCAGUUCAACCUAAAGGAUAUGCAUAUAUUAUUUUUGAAUCUGAAAAACAGGUAAAAAAUCUCCUGGCUAAUUGUACUCAUGACUUUUCUAAUGGCGGCAGCUACUACUACAAGAUUUCAUCUAAAAGAAUGAAAGGCAAAGCAGUUCAAGUGAUACCAUGGUCAAUCAACGACAGUAACUACGUGAAGUCAACGCAACAAAAAUUGGAUGCCGAGAAAACUGUGUUUGUUGGAGCUUUACACGGAAUGAUCACUGCUACUGGUUUAGCUAGUAUCAUGAACGACCUUUUUGACAACGUUAUCUAUGCAGGUAUUGACACCGACAAAUUCAAAUAUCCAAUUGGAUCGGCGCGUGUGACUUUCAGCAGUAAACAAUCUUACAACAAAGCCGUAAACGCAGCUUUUAUUGAAGUAAAAACUGCCAAGUUUGCGAAGAUAAUUCAAGUUGAUCCCUACAUAGAAGAUGCCCCGUGUUCCAGCUGCUUUGUCCAACAAGGUCCAUACUUUUGCAGAGAAAGGAUCUGCUUCAAGUACUACUGCCACACCUGCUGGAAUUGGAAUCAUAAUAACUCAUCGAUGAGCUGGCAUAAGCCAAUGUCACGCGGUUUGAAAAACAAUCAAGUUAUUGGUUUGUCUCCGAGUACUAUUGGACGUUUUACUCGUCCUCCAUACUUUAUCUAAUAGUUGUAAGUUAAACUAAUCUGGUGUCAUUGUUCGAUCAAUGCUCCUUCGAUCGACAAACAUACAUCUUAAUUCUUUCUUUUGACAACAAUCGGCGGAGGAGCGAAAACUGUAGGUUUAUUAAGUAACAAACGAAAACUCAAGCGACGCCGCAUCAUGAGAUUUUUUUAUAGUCUGCGGUUAGAACUUUGUAAGAGAAAGAAUAAUCGUUUAUUUGCUUAUUAAGAUUAAUAUUUGAGCGAGUUUAAUGUUUGUUCGAUUAGAAAGAGAUCGAUAGUUUCAACGAUUAUAGAGCUUAAUCACUUUGAGUUCCUAGUACGUACGAGGAGACCAUUAUUUUUUUAUUUGUUGGUAGAUAUAUUUAUCAAGCGUAGUGACUUGGGUUAAAAUAUUGUUUUAAUUAUGUAUUUAAAGAGAUAAAUAUAAUUAUUGUUAUAGUUUGGCAUUCGUAAACGCCAACGAAAAAAUCCGAUCGGCGGAUCAGCCCAGUCAGUUAUUAUUGAUAUCAUUCGAUUUAUGAUUCACAUAAGAAGUGUUAUUUGCCAGUCAGUAAACUGUUUCUGGCAAUUGAAUAUUAGGCGUUUAUAAUGAAGCGUGGAAACAGGUCUUACCGCUACAGCAGCCCUCUUAUUCUUUUGGCCAUUUAAAAUAUGACGAAAAAUGGAGUUGUACUAGGGCCUACAAUUCUCAUUGUAGAGUUUGAUUUUUUUUUAUUAUUUUUUUGUUAACAUUUAAUUUUCUCGCAAUUCGCGUGUUGCGUUCAUUCGUUUCAAAUUACUGAUUUUCCACUGCGCUGUCUUUAAUGUUUCGUUUAUUUUUUUAAAAUUUUUGUUAAAUUGAAUUAAACAAUUUAGAUCUUUGCACAUUUUUUUAUAAUGCU
Phymastichus coffea is the source of this 3304-nucleotide messenger RNA. RefSeq names its product translational regulator orb2 (gene orb). Bases 289 to 2424 code for a protein of 711 amino acids. NCBI's taxonomy places the organism in Eukaryota, Metazoa, Arthropoda, Insecta, Hymenoptera, Eulophidae. Gene Ontology annotation, molecular function: mRNA 3'-UTR binding; translation factor activity, RNA binding; ribosome binding. Gene Ontology annotation, cellular component: synapse; neuron projection; cytoplasm. The record is from RefSeq and is a predicted model, not a curated record. Gene Ontology annotation, biological process: negative regulation of cytoplasmic translation. The transcript has 12 exons.